Molecule: messenger RNA, 999 nt
Organism: Sphaerulina musiva SO2202
Lineage: Eukaryota; Fungi; Ascomycota; Dothideomycetes; Mycosphaerellales; Mycosphaerellaceae
Exons: 3
Coding region: 52-642 (196 amino acids)
Source: RefSeq, a predicted model, not a curated record
GAUCAAGAAAAAGAAGCAGAACAGGAACAAGAACAGGAAUAGGAACAUAUCAUGGGCAACGCUGCCUCUUCCUCCUCCCCAGCGCAUACCCUCAACGCCGAUGCUCCCGUAAGGCUCAGCCAGUCCGUGAUCAACUCCCUGCAGAACAGUCCAGAGACCGACUCGACGCGCGCCCAGCAGCACGAAUUACAUACGCAGACCCGCAUCACUGCCGACUUGCAGCGGAUUCGCGACUCGCAGGCACAGAAGCUCGACGCCAUCACCACCGCCCUCACCAACACUGAACCGCAGCAAGAUUCUGCCUCCGACUCCGAAGCCUUGAGCAAGCCGACCGGUCUGUUAGCGCACCUCAGCUCGCCGUUCUACCACGACUGGAGCCAGGAGAACUCGAAGCCUGCCACUCGCGAAUCGGAUAGAUCCCACGACAGCGUCAGCAAAGAAAUCAUGGACCUGCGCCAGAGGCUCGAGCAGCGCAAAAAGGUGGACAAGGUGCCGGCCGAGGUCGAGAAGGCCAAGAACAGCUUGGUGCAAUGUCUGCGCGACAACGACAAAAGGCCGCUCGACUGCUGGCAGGAAGUCGAAGCCUUCAAGCGAGAAGUGGGCAAAUUGGAGCACGCUUUCAUUCAAAAGGCAGCGAGAUGACACUGUCGCAGCAUCCUGUACAGACAAGAAUGUAAUAGGUGGAACUCUCUGUGCCGGAACAAGCUCGUGAUCAAAGUCGCGUCAGAUGUACAUACAUAUGCGAACACCAACCAUGGAAGUGUGGGGAGUGCGAGCAUCGCGACUACUUGAUGAGCAAGUCUCAUGUUGAGUCGAUCGCAGCCACGAGCCGCAGUAUCGACCUCGUGCCGAUACAAAGGCGUUGUCACUGAUGGGCCAUCACUUUAAGAAGCAGCUUAUGUCUUCGCUGCUGACUCGGUACGGCACGCCACGCCACGCAUUCAUUCGAUGUGGCGCGACUGCUAGCUCGACCUUAAUAUGCUGAGCUUUAGACCUGGU